Molecule: messenger RNA, 1088 nt
Organism: Lolium rigidum
Lineage: Eukaryota; Viridiplantae; Streptophyta; Magnoliopsida; Poales; Poaceae
Product: protein SHORT INTERNODES 1-like
Exons: 2
Coding region: 1-924 (307 amino acids)
Biological process (GO): positive regulation of DNA-templated transcription
Cellular component (GO): nucleus
Molecular function (GO): DNA-binding transcription factor activity; DNA binding
Source: RefSeq, a predicted model, not a curated record
AUGGCGGGAUUCCCUCUAGGCGGAGGAGGCCACCACAGCCGCGGCGGCCGUGACGACGACAGACAGCACGCUCCCGGCGCCACUAACCCUCCUGAGCCCUCCGCGGCCGCCUUCCUCUACGCCACCAGCGCCUCCCGCGGCGGAUUCCAGCUAUGGCAGCACGAGGCGCAGCAGCAACACCACCACCCCUUCUAUGGCGGCGCCUCCUCCAGCAUCAUCCGCUUCGCCGAUGACCCCGCCGCGGGCGCCGGGUCGUCGUCGUCGCGCGGCGGAGGGAGGGGCUCCAGCGCCGGCGCGGGCACCAUCAGCUGCCAGGACUGUGGCAACCAGGCCAAGAAAGACUGCCCCCACAUGCGCUGCCGCACCUGCUGCAAGAGCCGCGGCUUCGAUUGCUCCACCCACGUCAAGUCCACCUGGGUCCCUGCCGCACGCCGCCGCGAGCGCCACCACCAGCAGCCCGGCUCCGAGCCCGUCAAGCGCCCGCGAGAAGGAGGCCAGCCCUCCUCCACCACCCCUACCACCACUUCUUCAGGGGAGCAUCAGCAGCAGAUGAUGGCGGCCGACAGGUUCCCGCGGGAGGUGAGCUCGGAGGCGGUGUUCCGCUGCGUGCGGCUGGGCCCGGUCGACGAGGGCGACGCCGAGGUGGCCUACCAGACCACCGUCAGCAUCGGUGGCCACGUUUUCAAGGGCAUCCUGCACGACGUAGGCCCGGACACCUCGCUCGCCGCCGGGGCCCGCCACCAGCCCGCCGAAGGUUCCUCGCCGAGCACAGCAGCUGGUGGCGGCGGGGAAGGCGGAUCCGCAGCAGCAGCCGCAGCUGCCGCCGUCUCGUCAUCGGCUGUGGUGAUGGACCCGUACCCGACUCCAGGCCCGUACGGUUCCUACGGCGGCGCACCCUUCUUCCACGGCCACCACUCGAGGUGAUCAAACGGCCACCUCGUCUCGUCCUACGCUUUAGACGCCAUGCCAUUGCCACUCCAUGCCUUUGUUCGCUUUCUCAUUAGCUCUGAAAUUCUUAGCUCACUACUGGGAUCGAUCGGUCGACAUGAUAGCUUCGAUUGAUCUUAUUGAUGCAAACAUAAAUUGAU